Messenger RNA from Nematocida minor, 5787 nucleotides. Its product is annotated as DNA polymerase epsilon subunit 1. Gene Ontology annotation, cellular component: epsilon DNA polymerase complex. Gene Ontology annotation, molecular function: nucleotide binding; single-stranded DNA 3'-5' DNA exonuclease activity; DNA-directed DNA polymerase activity. The coding region runs from base 1 to 5787 and encodes 1928 amino acids. The record is from RefSeq and is a predicted model, not a curated record. Gene Ontology annotation, biological process: leading strand elongation; nucleotide-excision repair, DNA gap filling; DNA replication proofreading. Lineage: Eukaryota; Fungi; Microsporidia. The transcript has a single exon.
AUGGAAAGCACAUGGGACACAAGUAUUCUAGCAGAAUAUUUUGAGUACGACAUUUACAGCGGUGCAGCCCCAAAGGAAGGCUGGCUUUUGAACUACCAGAUAAGAGACAAGGUCUGCCCAGAAACCAGCAAACUUACAGCGUACAGCAUUCUGUACUUUGUGGACACAGAAAACAAAAACUUUCGCAUUGAAAUGCCGUUUUCUCCUAAAAUACUGCUAGAGGUUUCAGAGACAGCGAUAACAGGCGUUGAAGAGUAUCUGCAGAGCAAGUACCAAAGCGCAAUAAAAUCAACACACACUGUGAAGAGGCUUGAUCUGCAAAAAGACGACCACCUGACAACAGACGCCUCCGUGUAUCUAUCCCUAAACAUGCACUCAGAGCAGGACGUCCAGCAGAUAAGAAAAGAGCUUGAAGAAACAGUGAAGAAGAACAAAAUAAAAAAGAAAGAGAAAGCAGCGACCUUUCUUUUUGUAAAGGACAAGAAAUACUGCACCGAAGUGUCUCCAGAUGAGGCUAUACUCAACAUAUACGAGUACGACAUCCCGCCUGUUGUGCAGAUGCCAGUUGAGCUGGAUAUCAAUGCAGGGAAGUGGUACACAGUAAACUACAAAGGAGGAGAGUACACGGUCGCAGGAUCAGAGAGAGUGAUACCCCCCGACUUGAGAAUAUUUUCGUUUGACAUAGAGACCACAAAAGACCCCUUGAAGUUCCCAACAGCAGAAAAAGACAAAAUCAUGAUGAUAUCGAUUAUGAGCUCAAUUGGCGGCUGGCUGAUAGUGAACAGAGAGAUAGUCAGCGAAGACAUCCAGCCCUUCGAGUUCAGGCCAACAGAAGACAUAGGAGGAGACUUUGACAUCCACAACGAAAAAAAUGAAGAGCAUCUUCUGAGCAGAUUUAUGGAGAUAAUCCACGUAUUCAAGCCGCACGUAGUUACAACGUACAAUGGAGACUACUUCGACUGGCCCUUUGUAGAUGCAAGGAUGAAGGUGCAUGGAAUGAAUCUGCAUACGUCUCUUGGCUUUGCAAAUAAUGCCAGAGACGAGUACGUGUCAGACUGCAUUCUCCAUCUGGACUGCUACAAAUGGGUGAAAAGAGACAGCUAUUUGCCGGCAGGCAGCCAAGGCUUGAAGAGCGUUACAAGAGCAAAACUGGGAUACUUUCCCGAUGAAAUAGACCCUGAAAACAUGGUUAGGUUUGCAGAUACAAAACCAAAACUGCUGGCAUCGUAUUCCGUGUCUGAUGCGAUUGCUACACACUUUCUGUACAUCAAGUAUGUGCAUCCUUUCAUCUUUUCCCUGGCUUCGCUCAUUCCCAUGCCUCCUGACGAUGUGCUCAGAAAAGGAUCGGGUACGCUCUGCGAAACUCUUCUGAUCAAAGAGGCGUACAGCUGCGAUGUGCUAAUUCCUGCCAAGAAAAGAACCCAGCUGCUGUACAACUAUAACGGAAGAAUGGCAGAGUCGCUUUCUUAUGUGGGCGGGCACGUAGAGUGCUUGAAGUCGGGCAUAUUUCGCUCGGAUUUUGAGUACGAGUUUUCAUUUAAUGGACCAUACAUUGAAAAUAUGAUAAGAGACACAGAACACGUUGUAAAUUCACUCAUAGAUGGAGAGAUAUGCGAGAACAAGGAAGCAGUGGUGCAGGAGAUUCAAGAGAAACUGAGGGCACUGGCGGGAAUGGAGAAAGGAUCCUUCAAGCCCCAAAUCUACCACUUGGACGUGGGGGCUAUGUAUCCGAAUAUUAUUCUCACGAAUAGACUGCAGCCAUCUGCGAUUACAGACGACAGAAGGUGCGGAAAGUGCAGCUAUUUUUCAGAGAGGAAUACGUGCCAAAGAAAGCUCCACUGGAAGGGCCGGGCAGAGGUCUACCCGAUUGACGAAAAAACAGUUGCAUCGCUGCAGCAGAAGACAGCACAGGAGUAUUUCAAAAAAAACAAAACAAAAGAUUUUGAAAAUGACAGUGAAAACAGAAAAAAGAAGGAGGGAUUUGUAUCAUACGAGCACAAGCUCAGGGAUGCACUGAUAGAGUACGCCAAGAAAACAAGCAGAAGAACAAGAGAGGUGGUGAUAGAGGACAAACAAAGCAUGAUAUGCCAGAGAGAGAAUCCUUUCUACGUCAAUGCAGUGCGAAAGUUCAGAGACAGAAGAAACGAGUAUAAGGCGCUGGCCAAGAAAGCAAGGAGCACAGCACAGCAGGCCCAGGAAGCAGAAAGAGUCGAUCUGAAUAAGAAAGCAGCAAUAUACGACUCUCUGCAGAUAGCCCACAAGUGUGUGCUAAACUCCUUCUACGGAUACGUCAUGAAAAAAGGAGCGCGUUGGCACUCCAUGGAAAUGGCGGCAGUUGUGUGCCAAACAGGGAGUCACAUCAUCCAAAGAACAAAGGCUGUGAUUGAUGCGUUUGGAAUAACACUAGAGCUCGAUACAGAUGGAAUAUGGGUCUUACUUCCCGAACAGUUUCCACUGAACUACACGCUCAAAACAGAAUCAGGUUCGAUUAGUUUUUCAUAUAUAUGCGCGCUCCUGAACUGCAUGCUGCUAGAUGCAUUCAGCAACAACCAGUACCAAGAAAAAAACGAAAAAGGAGGAUACGAUGUUCGAACUGAAAACUCCAUACAGUUUGAAAUAGACGGGCCAUAUCGGGCAAUGUUCCUCCCUGGGUCAACAAAAGAAGGAGAGUCCAUUAAAAAAAGAUACAUUGUUAUAAACAGCAAAAACAAAAUAUCAGAGCUCAAGGGGUUCGAGUUCAAAAGAAGGGGAGAGCUGAAGUUCAUAAAAUCAUUUCAGGAGGAAAUGUUCAAUUCCAUGCUGGCAGGAAGCACGCUAAGCGAGUGCUAUGAGGCAUUGGCAGAGUGUGCAGACUACUGGCUUGAUAUAAUAGAAACAAAAGCAGAGGCGCUGGCACAGGAUGAAAUCUUCAACUACUUUGGAGAGACACGAAAUAUGUCCAAAAGUGCAGAAGAGUAUUCAGUUGCAAAGUCAACGUGUCUUACGGCAGCUGAGAGACUCUCUGAGCUGCUAGGACAGAAUGUCGUGGUAAAGGGCAUGUGCUGCUCUUUCAUUGUGUCUAAGUACCCAGAGAAUGAGCCUGUUACGUCGCGUGCCAUACCGCAGUCGGUGUUCCAGGCAGAAAAAGAAAGUAGAGACAAAUAUCUGCAGAAAUGGAUGCGAAUGAAAGUAGUUCCCGAUGACAUCAGGGACAUAAUCGACUGGGAGUACUAUUUGGAGAGGCUGUCGAACAUCAUUGCUCGAAUAAUCAUUGUGCCAGCAGCUCUGCAGGGUCUUGCAAAUCCGGUGAGAAGAGUGCAGGCGCCAGAGUGGGCCACAGGACACAAAAAGAUACUUGGAUUCCUGAAAAAGAAACAGCCCGCAGAGAUAGCGCAUGGAACAGGCCUUGAUCAAAAGAAUGGCAACGAUGCGAUUGAAAGUAGCAUAGAGAACACUAUUGGCAGCGAAAUAGAUAAGAAUGAUAAGGAAAACAGAAUAGUCAAAAACAGUAGCAGUAAGAAAGAACAGGAAAAAGAGCCUCGAACAAAACAGAAACAGAAGCUGUUGGACUAUUUGUCAGUUAAAAACCUGAAAAUAAAAGAAGAAGCUAAAGAGAGCACGGACACAGCUGGAAAAGAGAAAAGCAAGAACGAAAAUCUAGCCGUGUGCAUUACAAGUAUCGGCCAGAGCUCAUUCACAGCUGUAUAUUUAGCAGAGAAUGGAGAGUUCGCAGAAAAAAUUACACCGAUAAAAAAAGUAUUUUACAUACAGGCAGAUGAAUCGGUCCUAGAGGCUAUUUUGAACACAUACAGCACAGCGCAGACAUCGAUACAGGUAGAAAAAGUAAGAAAAACAGCGGUGGGUAUGCUGGGAGAAAGAGAGUUUAUACGAAUAGAAGUAGACUCGGACACCUUUGCAUCCAAGUUCCACAACUACACCGAUCUAUUCGAAAGCCCAGAGGUAAAGAGCAUCCACGAGCUAGACAUCCCGUCCGGAAUAAGAGCCCUGCAGAUGGUCCAGUUUAAGAAGGUGCCUGUGUAUACUAUAACGGCGUGCACCUCAGAAGGAAAGACUCUGUACGCGGUGCAUAAUACUUCCAUGAUGAGUCUGUUCUCAGAAAAAACCUUUGAUAAAAAUUCAGAAGGUGUAUCCUUUUUUGAAAGCACAGAAGCCCUUCUGGCAUUCUUGGAUGAAAAAGACGCAGGAGUAUUGUUCCACACAAAAUCACCCAUCCUUGCCUCCCUAAAGACAAAACACUAUCUCUCUCCGCUUUCCAUUCUUUCAUCAAAAACAAUACAGGGAAUAUCUGUUGCAGCUUCGCUUCUUUUUUCAACCCUGCACAAAGCCUCAAAGCGUGUGGCUGUGCUCAUCAAUACAGCAGAGUACUCGAAUACGCCGAUACUCGCAGAAAACAUAGCCAACGGAAAUACUCUGCUUCUCGACCAUUUGCACUACAAAGAAAGAACAGCUAAAAACAUCAUAGGAUGGAACAACUCAAAAACAGAGAGACAGAUGCACUACACCCUCACAACAGAAGACGAAAAUCCAUUCAGCAAACAGUUCUACAAAGAAGGAGUGUACGAAGGUAUUUCAGUCGGCGUGUCUUUCUCGGGAACUAUCCUCCUCAGUAUAAUAGAGGCAGACACUCUCAUGAAAGAAGAAAGAGCAUCGGUUAAGCAGGGAGUGGAAAUGGAGGCAUUGCAGUCUUUUAUUAAAGCCAUUGUAUACGGAUGUAUAAAGAACCAGAAAGGAGCCAUAAACAUAGCCAAUGCCAUCCCGCACUGGCUUAGAUCACCCCAUGGGAAUACGUCUAUAACUGAAUUUAUCAAGGGCCGAGUUGCUUUGCUGCAGAUUAAAUUUAUAUCAGGUAUUGUAGCAGCAAUAAACAGAACAGGAAGUGAUGUGAUACUCGUAGAUGGAGAGGACGCAAUCAUCCACACAAGACAGCCCAGCAAAGCUCUUGCUGAGGUACACAUUGACAAUGUGAUUAAGGAAGUAUCAGGCCUAUCGUAUGGCUCUCUUAUAAGAAUGAGAACAGGAAUAUGGUACAACAGAAUACUGAUGAUCGAUCAGGCUAAUUACCACAAGAGUCUUGUAUGCGGAAAGGUUCAGUCUCUUUUUAUGUUCCCUGUGCCUAGUGAAAUCAUCACAUCUCUUCUGCAGGGUGAUGAUCUUCCUGCGCUGGAGUAUCUCAAAGAUACAUAUAUGAACAGCACACAGAACGGAUUGACACUGGCUAGAGUGCUUAUUAAAGCAAACAGCUUGAAAGGAAGAGCUCCCAACUUUACAAGAAAAGCUGCGUCAAUUGUGCAGAUAAGCCCUUUCUCCAGCGAAAUAUCUAGAGAGUUCGGGUCCUUCACUACUCUCAGCCUGGAGUGUGUUUGUUCUGCGACAGCCUCUGUGCACUCUUCGGUGGAGACACUGGCUAGAAUAAAAAGUGAAAUUGAAGUAUUUUUCAAUGGAUUAGUGCAGAAUAGCCAGAGUAUGGGGAUGCAGAAAGGGAUCAAGUGCGGAAAGUGCAUGGCGCUCUUUGCAAGGGCUGAUGUGGAGGGCGCUCUAAUGGAGCAGAUCUAUGCAAGCGUCAGAAAAGCGGUUAAAAUGGAAAGAAAAUGCACUGUGUGCAAGAAGCCAAGCGCAGGAACCAUAGUGAAAAGGUGUGCAUGCGGCGGUAUGUACAGCCGAGACAGAAAGAAAGACUUUAAGGAGGCAAUCGACAGCGUUCUCUCUUUGUGUCUGAUAGCUCCAACUAUUUCUAUCAUUAUAUACGCAAGGGAGAUGGUUCAGUACCUGUCGAUAUAUAACGAAUAG